This is a messenger RNA of Olea europaea var. sylvestris, 1565 nucleotides long. Its product is annotated as TPR repeat-containing thioredoxin TTL1-like. Gene Ontology annotation, molecular function: protein binding. The transcript is spliced from 5 exons. Gene Ontology annotation, cellular component: cytoplasm. Bases 1 to 1428 code for a protein of 475 amino acids. NCBI's taxonomy places the organism in Eukaryota, Viridiplantae, Streptophyta, Magnoliopsida, Lamiales, Oleaceae. The record is from RefSeq and is a predicted model, not a curated record.
AUGAAAAGUUCAACGUCAUCCUCCAACAAUUCGAGCUCGAAUGGAGCGUCUCAACUUGUGAAUUCGUCCAUCACGGAAAGGCACACCAAGGGAACUUCCUUCAACUUGAGUGAUCUCAACCUGACUGUUGCUGAUCAAAGUAAAUUCGACUCAAAUGGAACAACGAAUCGAGCUUCCGAGGGUAUUGUGAUGCUUUUAGGCCAUUUGGGGAAUGAGAAGUAUAAGCAAGCAAAGUAUGAGGAGGCGUUGGCAUUAUAUGACCAAGCAAUCGCUAUUGAUCCGAGCAAGGCUUGCUAUUAUAGCAACAAAAGUGCAGCCUUGAUGGGUUUAGGCCGCCUCAUAGAGACAGUUUUUGAAUGUAAAGAGGCUAUCCAGAUAGAUCCUCUGUACUUUAAUGCUCACUUUCGUCUAGCAAAAUUGUAUUUAAGAUUGGGAGAACCCGAGAAAGCAUUGGGUCACUACAAAUGCUCGGGGCGCAAGGCUGGUAAUGAAGAUAUCAUUCAAGCUCAAGCUCUUAAGACAUGCCUUGACAGGUGUACUGAAGCUCGGAAUCUAGGAGAUUGGAAAAAAUUGCUGAACGAGUCUCAGAUUGCACUAUCCUCAGGAGCAGAUUCGGCUCUAAUGAUCUAUGCAAUGAAAGUUGAGGCACUGAUGAAACUUCAUAGGUACCAAGAGGCAUAUAAGGCUAUCAAGACUAGCCCGAAUUUUAGCAUUCCACUCUGGACUCAGUUUUUCGGCUCCUUAGGCACUACUGCACUAUUAAUUAUUCGAUCCCUGGUUUACCUGUCCAUCUGCAGGUCAGUUGAAAUUUUCGUCAAAUGUUGUUCACGUACAAUUUCCUCUAGAGUUGAAUCUGAAAUUGAGGAUGCGCGGCUAAUUUUAAAUGUUGACAGGUUUGAGGAUGCUGUGGCUGCUGCUCAGAAUGCUGUAGGACUUGAUGCAAGACAUGAAUCAAGUUUGAUAGCAAAAAGGGUUAAAUUUGUGGCAUUGGCUCGAUCAAAUGGUAACCAGCAUUUUAAAGAAUCCAGGUUUUUGGAGGCUUUUACUGCAUAUACAGAAGGAUUAGAACAUGAUCCUUAUAACUCGAUUCUGCUCUGCAAUCGAGCUGCUUAUCGAUUCAAAUUAGGCCAGUAUGAGAAAGCAGUAGAAGAUUGCACAGCAGCUCUUAAUGUGCAUCCCUCGUACAGCAAGGCCAGAUUGCGCAGGGCAAAUUGCAACUCUAAGUUGGAAAGAUGGGAUACUGCAAUUCAAGAUGACGAGGUGUUGAUGCAAGAAAUUCCUGGAGAUGAGGAAGUAACCAAAUCACUGUUGGAGGCAAAGAUGCAACUCAAGAAGCAGCAUUUUGGUGAUCACAAGGAAAGAAGACUAAAAUCGAACACGCAUGGCCAAAUUGUGGAGACACUGGAGAGCCAAGGGAAAGAAGGCUAAAAACAAGCAAAAAUGACUUCAAAUUUAUGAUUGGGAUUCUACUGAAGUUGUGAGAUUAGACUUGUUUAGACUAUGAACUGGUUUGACAAAGAAAUUUGAGGGAUUUUCUGUAAUUUUUGUUUUAGUCAGGGAAUCCU